Molecule: messenger RNA, 392 nt
Organism: Scutellospora calospora
Lineage: Eukaryota; Fungi; Glomeromycota; Glomeromycetes; Diversisporales; Gigasporaceae
Source: the annotation of a GenBank genome assembly
AUUUACAUAAACGACCUACUGCUGAAGUGAUUUAUGAUAAGCUAUCGGAAUGGUAUAAUGUUAUAUACCAACCAGACGAGUCUGACGAAAUUGAUGAAUUUGAUGAAUCUGAUGAAUUUGAUGAAUCUAAUAAACUUGCUAAUGAGUUUAAUAAAUCUAAUGAAUCUGAUGAAAAGUUAAAAAUAUUUGGAGAAUUUAAGGCAGCUGAUAAUAGAAUUUACGAGCUUUCAAGAGAUUUACAAGAAUAUCCUGAUAUUGCGUACGCGAGUAAUUUUAUUAGUACAUAUAAUAUUUCUAAACAAUAUAAAGAAAAAAGCGACCAAUCUAACAUUAAAUACGAAGGUUCCGUUCCUAUUAAAUUUGAAAUACUUAAUUCCGGACAUUUAACAUAA